Molecule: messenger RNA, 1363 nt
Organism: Cajanus cajan (pigeon pea)
Lineage: Eukaryota; Viridiplantae; Streptophyta; Magnoliopsida; Fabales; Fabaceae
Product: Calcium-binding EF hand family protein
Cellular component (GO): endoplasmic reticulum
Molecular function (GO): calcium ion binding
Source: RefSeq, a predicted model, not a curated record
UUGGCCAGUGCUCUAUGUACCCGGCCCUAAUAAAACUCUCUCCAAUCAUCAAUAACGGAUUUUCCCUCUGCAAAUUUUUCUUUGUCCCUUCUCCAUAGCUUCUUCUUCUCUGAGCCUGAGCCUGAGCCUCAAAACUCAAUAAGCACCUGAAGAUGUCAAAGGCGGUGGUUUAUAUCCUAAUAGCCACCGCCAUGUUGUUCUUCUUCAUAUUUUUGUCCCCAUUGAACCUCAAGGAACCUGAGGGUCGCCUUAAUCGUAGGUUUGGGUACAAACUACUCGAGCGAGCACCCAAUUUUGACCCUCUUGUUGCAAACAUUGAAAAGAAAACGCAUCACGAACCCACGUUGUCCAAUUUGGAUAGUACCACAUCGGUUAGUGAUGUUGUGGAGACAUACCAAUAUCUUACCUCGGGUGGUAAAUUAAACACGACGUUAAGGUUGAUAAUUUUGUUCCCUUUGUUAGAUAGAGAACCCAAGGACGGAGUGGUUGGUUUCAAUGAGUUAGAGGCUUGGAUUACUCAACGAGCAAUAGAGAGAUUAGAUUAUCUCACGCAAGCUGAGUUAGAUUCCAAGGACAAGAAUGGGGAUUUGGUCAUCUCUUUUAAGGAGUAUUUACCUCAGUUUUCAGAAAAGGAUAUAGAGAAAAAAGAAAUGGGGCAUGGCGAAGCAGGAUGGUGGAUGGAAAGAUUUGAAGUUGCAGACAUUGAUCAAAAUGGUUUUCUUAACUUCACCGAACUUAGAGAUUUUUUGCACCCAGAAGAUAGCAAAAAUCAAGAAAUGUUGAAAUGGAUGUUAAAAGAUAGACUAAAGCGCAUGGACGACGAAAAUGAUGGGAAACUGAAUUUCAAUGAAUUUGAAGACCAUGUAUUUAGUACAUAUGAAAGUUAUAUGGAUUUCGAAUCUAAAGGGGGAGAUUUACCUUCUCCAAAAGAUAAAUAUGCUGAGCUUGAUGUGAACAAUGACCAAUUUUUGUCACCAGAAGAAUUGAUACCGAUACUUUCUUAUCUCUACCCUGGAGAGCUAGCUUAUGCUAAAUAUUUCACGUGCUACUUAAUGAAUGAGGCUGAUGACAAUGGAGAUGGAAAGUUAACACUGCAGGAGAUGCUUGAUCACGAAUUUACUUUCUACAACACAGUUCAUGCAGAUGGUCACCAAGAAAGCGAUGAUGAUCAUGAUGAGCUUUGAUGUGUGAACCUAGCUAGUUAGAUGAAAAGUUUGACAUAAGAGGAUAUAAAUGAAGCAGUGAUCUUGUUCUCCUGAAUUAUGAUGGUUUUGUAAAAUAUAGAACUCAAACAAAUCUAAAAAGAAAGUUUCAUCUCAUAAUAACAUUUUAAAUUAAUUGGCCUAACAUUGGACCUCUACCA